Notolabrus celidotus (New Zealand spotty) is the source of this 2877-nucleotide messenger RNA. RefSeq names its product adaptor related protein complex 1 associated regulatory protein (gene ap1ar). Gene Ontology annotation, molecular function: AP-1 adaptor complex binding. Bases 145 to 909 code for a protein of 254 amino acids. The transcript is spliced from 10 exons. Lineage: Eukaryota; Metazoa; Chordata; Actinopteri; Labriformes; Labridae. Gene Ontology annotation, biological process: negative regulation of substrate adhesion-dependent cell spreading; negative regulation of cell motility; regulation of Arp2/3 complex-mediated actin nucleation. The record is from RefSeq and is a predicted model, not a curated record.
CGAAGAAGAAGAGGAUGACGACAACGGUGAAGAAGAAGAAGAAGACAGGAAGUGACUGAGACAGGAUUUGACAGGAAGAUGUAGCGAUCUGCACCAAUACACCUGCAGCAGCUGUGACAAGAUGACUAACUUUACCUGUCGAUAAUGGGAAUAUUUGACAGUGCGAUGGGUAAUUGCUGGGGUCAGUGUAUCCGGCUGUUCAGGAGAGAAGCCAAUAGGAUCCAGAGAGGAGGCGGGUCAAAAUACUUUGGAAGCAGUAACACAGGGGAGCAUUAUACAAUAGAGUUUGAGAAUCUUGUCGAGAGUGACGAGGCUGAAAGUCCACAGUCAUGCCCAAGACCAAUCAAUGAAGAUGAGAUCAAGCACCUUACUGAGCACCGCUACGCUGCACUCUCAGACCAGCAGAUCCUGAUAGAUCAGAAGCUCCAGCUGGAGUUAGAGGCACAAGAGGAGAAGUUAAGGCUAGAAGAGGAGGCUAGAAAUGCCGCUCAGCGUGAGGCCGCCAGGUUGGCACGUGAACGCAAAUUACAGGAGUUGUCAGCCAAGAAGAUUUUGGGGAGAGCAGAUGGCUCCAAUAAUGAACCUCAACAAAGACAACAAAAUUCUGGGGAGGACUUUGAUGUCUACCUCCAGACUGUAAAAGCUCAGUCUGAAGCUUUCAGGAGCAACAGAUUGCCCUCUGACACAUACCUGGUGACUCCAAACACAGAGUGCAGCUGGGACUUCACCACCAAGACCCGCUCCACGAAUGAUGAUGGGACUUCACUGGAACUAGAGUGGGAAGAUGAGGAAGGAAUCAUUCGUGCACUUCCUCCCUGGGAGAGGUCUCGGACUGAGGAGGACAUCUUGCGUGCGGCCCUGAGACCCAGCAGCAAGCAGAUUAACAGCGGCCCAGCGUCGGCCUUCUGAGGAUUCAAUGCACUGGAGUGGGAGAAUGAUUUUGUGAGGACCCUUCCAGAGGACAGUACAGACACUGAGUUUGAAGGGUUCGUUAAUCCUGUACCAGACACUCAGUCUGAGGAUCCUUUGUACUGUGGUCUCAGGGCGGACAACCAGGACAGAUAGUGUCCAGCACCGGAGGACAUGCUCAUUGUAAUCUUCCUGUUAGAGAUCACCAGCUUUUUGGUCAUCAAGUGGUAACUUUCUCGCUCUUCAUUUUCUGUAACAUGAGACUCGGAUGUUGUCGGUCUCUUCCCUACAGUGCAGUGUGGGGAGGUUUUUUUCAUCAGAUACAAGUUUCAGUGCCUUUGUUUGCCAUAUUAGGGGACCAUUUUAUGCAUUGGAGCUUGACCUUGUUGGCUAACCACUAACUUUGACACAUUUCUUAGUAAGAGACUAGGUGACCAUACGGAAGAUGCCGAUCUACUGUGAAGGUAGCUCUUCUUUAGGAGUAGCAUAUUGUAUUCACUGACAGCACCUGUUAAGUUACUUUACCCUUUUAAACCUGAUUGAAAUAUUGACCCCUGCACUUGACCUAUCUGGACCUUAAGCUACAAUUAAAAAGCCACUGUGCAGUGUACAGGUACCAACUGCAUUUGUGAGGCAUGGUCUCUGCCUUGGAGUCAUCCUGGAUGUCUUUUGGUGUGUGCAAAGAAAAAGAAACAAUAAACUCUGAUCCCAGUACUCUCCUGCUCUUUAGGUAAUGCAUGGUGACAGAUUAGGAACGGAAUUACGUCAAAGGGUUGCAGAUCUAACAGGUAGAGGGAACAAGACAUAUUUGAUUAAUCAAAACUUAAGAAAUAAAAAAAAUUCUCUAUUUGGAUCUGAAGGGGUGAGACUGGAGGAUGAAUUUCAUGUGUUCAUAAUUUAUUUUCACAGUUUAAAUCACAGGUAAUUCACUGAUCACACAUUUUCACGCUAGUACUCACCUGUGUGAAGAGGAAACAGAAAGCACUUUAUAGAAGCAUGAAUAUGAUUAAAGGCUACACUGCAGAGACUUCACUUUUUAUAUUUGAAUGUGUUAAUCAAAAUAGUGUUGUUUUUAGCUCUUUUUUUUAAAAGUUAUUUUGGGGCAUUUUGUCUUUAGCUGCAAAGAGACAGGAAACUUGACACGCUGCAAAGGUUGUAGCCGGGACUUGAACCAAGGACUGCUUCCACAAGGACUACAGCUUCGAUAAGGGACGUACGCCUUAACUGCCGGGCCAGAUGAGCGCCCAAUUGCAUCCUUGAGAGAAAGAAGAACUAUAUUGGCCUUAAAAUACCUCCCUUCAAUGACCAAGCCUAUUUGGACUCUAAAGCGCAUCUGACUGUACAGUGUGGUGUCUCUGCCUCAUUGAGAUACUUUCAGAAACAUGGGACAUAAGCCUGAGUUUAAGAUUAAUCUAAUUGUGUUCUUAAAGCUUAAAAACUGCAAUUAAACUGUAGACUUGAAAGUGAAGAGUGCGUGUUGCUUUCAAGUAUGUAUGAAAAGGAAAACGUUAGGUGCAGCCUGAAUACAAGUAGCUGAUAUUUUCAGUACAUCAUAAACAUGCGCCUGAAUGCAAUCAGAGUUUAUUCAAGACGUUAACUAUUUGUCUGAAUAACUCCUGUACAGAGUUUCAGGACACUCUGUUCAUUUCAAAGUUGUUUGUUUGAACCAAUCACGCAUAACCAAAAGCUUGUAACACUAAAAAUGUAUCCUUACAAUACUCUGCAGACGGUGAGGGUGCUCCCUGACUCCACAAUGCUCCCUGUUCUCCCUUUGUUUUGGUGUGCUGUUGAUAAUCUACUCUUUCACUAAAGUGUGUUACUCCUGAGUGGUUCUUUGUCGACACAGGAAGACUUUCUAGUAGACAGGCAGUGAUUGACACCAAGUUUCCAUAGAGACCAAACAGCUUGACCAAAAAUGUUCAUUUCCAGUUUGGACUUCUCUAUAAAUAUAAAUUAUAUUUGCAUAUU